This is a messenger RNA of Exaiptasia diaphana, 3272 nucleotides long. RefSeq names its product E3 ubiquitin-protein ligase mind-bomb. The transcript is spliced from 10 exons. The record is from RefSeq and is a predicted model, not a curated record. Gene Ontology annotation, molecular function: zinc ion binding; cysteine-type endopeptidase activity; ubiquitin-protein transferase activity. Bases 107 to 2254 code for a protein of 715 amino acids. Gene Ontology annotation, cellular component: cytoplasm. Lineage: Eukaryota; Metazoa; Cnidaria; Anthozoa; Actiniaria; Aiptasiidae. Gene Ontology annotation, biological process: proteolysis; protein ubiquitination.
CCCAAAGAAUUUAUCCUUGUUUUUCAAUAUUAUAGAAUCGCUUAUUGUUUCAUGAAGUAGUAUAUGGAUAUGUUYCAUUGUUUCACUGUGGUCUCAUGAUUUGAGGAUGCUGUUAGGCAGCCGAGUCGUUCGUGGUCCAGAUUGGACUUGGAAUGAUCAAGAUGGCGGCGAAGGACAUGUCGGCACUAUUACAAGUGUUAUAAGCGAAUAUGAGGAAGGGAUACCUUUAGAUAAAGCAACAGUUAAAGUAUGCUGGGAUAACGGUUGUAUAGCAAGCUACAGCAUAAGCAUCAAUGGACAAAAUCACAAUUUAAGGCUUCUUGAUUCAUCGCCAAGUGGUGUGAAGUUUACAAACUUUACAUGCGAUGGGUGUGGUACGAGCCCUAUCUUGGGUCAAUGCUGGCACUGCAAUAACUGUUCGAACUUUGAUUUGUGCACGGCAUGCUACAUGGAAGAUAAGCAUAAUCUUGAUCAUAACUUCGUGUGCAAAUUAUAUAUGAACCACAAGGGACUUAAACUUGGCAAACGUUCUCAUUGUGAAAAGUAUCAAGCGAAAGGAAUUUAUCCUGGCGCCUGUGUUAUACCAAUCGACGAUAACGCUCAACUGGGUAUCGGUAUUGUAAUUGAGAGCGACGAGGUAUCAUCCAAUGCAAGCCCUGGCAAAUGUGCUGUGUGCUGGGAAGAAACAACUAACGUUUCUAUUCACAAUUUAGGAAUAAAUGGGCAAGUAGAGCUUAAGGCAACAGAGAGCUCCAAUGGUCCARUGUACUACAGGGAUCAUCUUCCUCUUGUGACAAUGGACGAAAAUCUAUUGUAUGUUGGAGAUCGCGUAUGCAUUCACCGAUUAAAAAGUGUUACUGAAGCAUUUACUUCCAACACGGAUGAUGCACAAAAGGUUAUUGGUGAAAUUGGAAAAAUCAUCAAGGUCUCCGCAGAAGAUGGAUCGGUAAAAGUUGAGUAUGACGGUCUCCUGGGAGUGUGGCGAUAUCCGGACCCAAGCGUACUUUCAAAGAUUCCUAACCUUUCAAUAAAAGACUCUGUUCGACUGACUGAUAACAUUCAGGCUUUGAAGAAAUUGCAAACAGAAAAGCACAACGGAUUUCACAAGGAUAUGACUGAGGAUCUUGAUAAGCUGGGGAAUGUUUUGGACAUCGACAAGGGAAGUGUCAAAGUGAAGUUUCGGGAACAUGUGUGGUGGAUAAAUCCAGCUGCCCUGGAGCUUAUGGGUACUAUAGGAGCUGUGGUUGGUCAGAUUUUCAAAGAGUCAAUAGAUCUUGGUGUGGAGAAGGCAAAAGAUCGAGCUAGCUUUAUAAUAAAAGCCGCAAUGCAUCUCAUGAAAAAAAGCUUUGACAAAACGGACAACGAGGCAGAAGAGAGUGAAAGACGUACGAGCGAAGUUGGAGAAAAGCAAUAUUCCGUUUGCUGGAAAGACGAUCCAAAUUCGAGCAAUGUGUACAGAAUGAAAAGUAACCCCAGAGGAUUGAUGGUCAUCAUAAACAUCCAAAAGUUUGCUCUUAGCUCUACGCUUACAGAUCGACAGAAACUCAUCAAAGAAUUAUCGGAGCGUAAAGGCUCUGAAAAGGAUGUUAACGAUCUGAAUGACCUUUUCAGUCGGUAUUUGAACUUCAAGGUUUGUACCAUCAUAGACAAACCGAGGUUAGAAAUUUUGAGAGACCUACGAAAAUUUGCUGAAAACACUGAGUACAAAGAUUACGACUGUCUUGCAGUGUGCAUCAUGAGUCAUGGAAAAGACGACGUUUUCUACGCAAACGAUGGAAACACAAUCAAAGUUCCAGCUGUUUAUAACAUGUUCUCCAACUCAGAGUGUGAGGUUUUUCGCUACAAACCAAAGCUGUUUUUCGUACAAGCAUGUCGCGGCAAAAGGGGAGGUGGGUUCUUGGACGUAGCCGAUGGGCCGUCUCACAGUGAGGAAGGUACUAGAGCCCAAGCUCCACCUGUAGAGAGCAGAGAUCUUGACAUGGCAGACAUGCUCAUCGCUUACUCUAGUUUUGAAGAUUACAUUUCAUACCGACAUACAGAAGACGGAAGCUAUUUCAUUCGAAGCUUGGUUUCUGUUUUUAGAGAAUAUGCAGAUAAAGAGGAUAUCAUGACUAUGUUGAUAAGAGUUAAUGAURAGGUUUACAGGAGAAUACAUGGGUCAUCAUACGGCAGAACACAAGUCCCAGCCUCUAUACCAACACUCCGUAAAAAAAUGUAUUUCUGGCCAAAGAUGAAKUUUGACGAGGAGCCCUAAAACAUUCAACAAAACCUAAAACAAAGAAACAAAUUAAGUGGAUGACAUACUCAUCAAAAGGGCAGAUCUAAAARAAGGAACAGUUUUAGAAAAGCGGAUAGUGAGAUGAUGUCAUACUUGAACAAGGUUCUUGUUUCAGACCAUGCCAAAAACACGAAAGAGAAAAAAACAACAAAAAACAAGAAAAGCAAAAAAAACAGCUUGUUUUGUUCUACUUUUGAUAAACAAUAGACCAUAUGAAAAAUGGCGUGGCUAUCGUAACUCCUUAGUUUAUAAGAUUUUUAUUGUAUCAUUGCUACCCGUUGGACGAACACAUCACAAUGAAUACGAUCUGAAAGUCUCAUUUCUCAUACAUUUAAGGACCAGAAAUUACAGGUGUUUGAAGUUGCAAAGGUUUGAGUGAAAAUGAGUAUGGAGGCCUAACCAGCCUCGUUUUCACGUUUUUGUUACAUUUCAAAUGCUCAUAACUCUGCUGAUAUUUAACAAUUGAAACUAAAACUCUGCCAAUUGACUAGUUGAGAUAUACUCCUUCAUAUGGUGAACACAGAUCUUCAAAAAUAUGGAGCGGUUAAUUUCCUCAUUCCCAGUCUUAUGCUCGUUUUUCAUAUGGUCAAUCCUUCGUAGACAUAUUUCCUACUAUAUUCAACGAUAUCUGUAGGGUGCCAACACAAAAAAACAUUGAAAAGUAGAGUGAUCKCACUUAAACCGUUUAACUGUACAAACUAAAUAGGACUAUUUAGUUGUAUUUCRUAAAUYGUGCAUGCGGKACGCAAAYUAAAUUGAAUUGAUACAAAUGAAGCAUUCAAUACCGUCUUGCUUGAGGUCCACUUUUAGUACAAAUUAUUACUACUUAGAUUUUGUACAGUUGCACGGUUUAAGUGCGWUCACUCUACCUGUAGAGUGCUAACAUAAAAACAGUAACAACCAAAUAAUGAUAAAUAAGACUAUCAUAAUGUAGUUACUAAUGUUCUUCUUGUCCAUAAAGAGAGGUCAUUAAAAUCGUGAAACAAAAUCUGAC